Molecule: messenger RNA, 6388 nt
Organism: Ooceraea biroi (clonal raider ant)
Lineage: Eukaryota; Metazoa; Arthropoda; Insecta; Hymenoptera; Formicidae
Product: sarcalumenin
Molecular function (GO): GTP binding
Source: RefSeq, a predicted model, not a curated record
UCAUUCUCUUUCCAAGAUUAUAUUUACAAUUAGAAUCCAAUUAUAAGAUCUUUACAAUUAGAAUAGCACAACACACACAUACAUCACAAAUUAAAAAGAUUUUAUUUGCACAUUUACACACGCAGGCAUCUAAGGACAGUCCAAUACAUGUCGGAGAGAUGCAACAUUGACAUAGAAAAGUUACGCGUAAAAGAGAUAGCAUGCUCCAAAACCAGCGGCUGCAAGUUAAGCAUGGGAGGUGGGAUGCAAAAUCUGAACUUGAUGUGAUAAAGCACGCAAGAUUUGAUCUAAACAUAGGUAUAAGUAAAUAGGGCAUCCUCUCUCGCGAUCGCCACGAGAAAGAGUGACCCAUCGUGCGUCUUUUAGGAAUGCGUCCAAAUCUUAAAUUAUAAUGACGUGGAACAUGCCUGGUCGAGGUAUACAUAUUGUGAACGCACACAAUUAACGAGCUUAUUAUAGAACGGCGAAGCCGCCCAUUUAGACGCCAAUACUUGUCGCACGUAAUCCCGUUAUCUAGGAAAAACGUCGUGGAGUAUCGUACGAGCCAAUUUCACACGCGUCAAGCUGCGACGGAUGCAAAUUCAAUUUCAAAAGUCAUUAAAGCUCAUUGCAUAAAGGCGUAAUUGCUAAAUCAUCGAGAAUUAAAUGAGCGUGCGGAAUAAAAUUGCACAUAAGAACAUUAAAUUAGCUUUAUAAAUACGUGAUGAGAAAGAUUUCGCAAAUAGGUCGAAAUUUGUCUUAAUAAUAUUUCUUGAAGUGUAAGACAGAUUUACUUAAAUCUUCAUAAUAUUUACAAAUGAAGAUUAAAACUCUCUUGACAGAGAGAGAAACAUUUCAUGCAUAAAAAAGUCAAUUCGCUUCCCCAGGUAAACAAUAAGACGAUAAAUGACUGCGCGGGAUGCCACAAACAUCCCUUACUGAAAGAAGCAGGUACUUAGGAAGGUAAUGGUCCGAUUUCUUUGAAAAGCCUAUUAAUUAAAUACGUCUUUCUGGGAGUUCCAGCAAAAAAGGAGAAAGACGUGGAGAGAGAAGGAGAGGACUUUUGCACGGCGGGCCACCUUAUACGGGCGCGACCCGGGCUUCUAAAUAUAAAGGCGCCCGCGGUUCUGACGCUCCUCUGCGUCUGUGCAAAUCUCAUCUCUUCGCCGUGCGCUACACCUCGGUUAGAUGUCUUUACCAACGAAGCGGAAUUCUCCCCAUGCUCCAUGUAAUUGAACCAAUACAAAUAUUUGCGUCGGAAACCAAAUUAUUAACCGUGUUGGUUACACCGUUCGUGUUCUACUUCUGUCUCCAACAAGAAGCAUGCGGGAUCGCACGUGUUAAUUCGGUGUGUAGCUUUCAUCGAUAUUUACACGGGUACGACUGUCUCUUAAAAAUUGGAAAACUUUUUAUGCAACGUCGUACAGUUAUUUGAUAAAAUAACAAAUAAGUUUACAAUUUAAACUUUCAUCUACGAUCAGUUAAAAGAAAGCUUUCUUUCUGAAAAGAGGAAGAUAAUAUUGACUGAUCGGCUAUUAAUGGCAAAGGUGAAAUCAUCGAUUAACGCUUUAGAAUCCUAAUAGCGAGUGAAAUGGCGAGCUCGCGGUCCAAAUGUUACAUUGGCACUAUUUCGAUCCUCGCGGACCUCGUGCAGCCGCGUCAAACGGACGACCUUGAUCUACGUCGCGCCUCCGUAAUCAUCGUAAAAAUAAGAACCGCUCGUCGCUCGUUGUCGUAAGAGAAACCCCUCCUCACAUCCCCGUGACCCCAAUCUCUACCUUCGUACGUCACAACCGAGCCGCGAUCGGGAAACGGGCCUUCAUCGGGACGCGAUACCUCGUCAGCGGGGGUUUCGGGUCACAGAAUCGCUGCACCGCCACGAAGCGCAUCCAAGUAACGUCGAGGCGGGCGCACUCGACAACAGACAGCUCUCGCAAUCGCUAAUCGCGGCCGCUGCUGGCCGCGGCAUUUGAACGACGCACUCGACACGGCGGUGCGUGUGAGUACGGUGGAGCGAGCACUUCCGCCAGAAGUUCCUCCACGUCGUCUCUGUGGCCGAUGACCACGAGACCAACCGUUGGGUUGGGUCUGUGGAAAGCUGAACGAAGAAAAAAGCCGACGACCGCCGCGGUUGUCGCAGCCGCUGUUCCUAUCCACGGGAUAAGAAGAAGAAGAAGAGGAAGAAGAAGACGGUAGAGGAGGAGAGGGGCGUUCUCGGAGUUUGGCGGUAGUGACAAUGCCAGUGCCUCGCGGGCUAGUUGGAGUCGAGGGCGACGACGGAAUCGAGAAGUGAGAGAGGACGAGCUGUGCGCCACACAGCCCUGGCCCCGGCUGAUCGUGUAGUGUCCAGUGUGACGAGAUGACGGGUGCGCGGAUGAGACCCGCGCUCGUCAUGGGCCUCCUCCUGGGCCUUCUAGCCGUCGCCUUACAAGGAGUGCAAAGCGAGGACGAGCUAGACCAGAUACCAUCCGAGGACCUAUGUCGACCGUACAUCGAGAAGGCGCUCAAGGACCUCGGCACAGGAUCUUUGGAGCAGACCAGUGCAGAGGUCGGAACCGAGGUCGACCAAGAAAGCCAUGAGGAAGCGUCACCUGCAAGCGAGGAAGCUGCCGAGGCGACGGACGAUGUUUCGAAAGAAGAGGGUGAGGCCAAAGACGAGGAAGGAUCGGUAGAGGAAGGCGCUGAAGCGGCUACUGACGACAGCAAGGAGGCGACCGAAGAAGAAACCGGAGCCAGCGAAGAAGGAGCAGCAGAUGAAUCCGGAAAAGAGGAGAGUGAGCAAAGCGAGGAAGUCACGACUGCUGAGAGCGCCGAAGUUGACAUUACACAAGAAGGAGAAACGGAAGAAGCGGAAGGCGCAUCCGCCGAAGUAACUGAAGAGAAACAGACCGAUUCCUCCGAGAAAAUUAUCGAAAGCGAAGAGGGCUCCGAUCAAACGAAAGCCGAGCAGGAAGAGGACGAAAAGCCCAACGAAGAGAAAUCCGAUGAAGAAACGAAGGUAGAAGGCGAAUCCGAGGAGGGAAAAGUAGAUGAUGAAACAAAAUCCGAAGAAUCGAAGAAAGACGAGGAGCAAGGAGAAUCUAAGGAAACCACUGACGAAGUCGAAUCCAAAGAAGAGGCGGAAACUAGUGUUGAAGAAGGGACUGAAGCGGAGGAAGAUGACAGUAAAGUCGAAGAGGGAACCGAGUCGACUGAAGAUCAGGCGGUAAGCGCCGAAGACGAAAAGAGCGGUACUGAAGAGGAAGCUCAGGACGAAAGCGCUGAGACUGAAGGCGAAGACAAAGAAAAGGAGAGCGCAGAAGAUGCGGCAGGUUCUGAAGGUGAGGAGGGAACAAAAUCGGAAGAAGAAAAAGGAGCAAAAUCUGAGGAAGAAGCGAAAUCCGAUGAAGCAAAGUGUGAGAAAGAUGAUACAGAAUGUAAAGAAGCAAAGUCCGCAGAAGAAGAGAAGGAAGGAAAAUCGGAGGAAGAUGAUGCGAAAUCCGAGGGAGAAGAUCAAGUAAAAUCACGAGGCAAGCGAGAAAUCGGUGAAGAAGGUGAAGGAACCGACGAAUCUGCGGAAGAAGCUGCUAGCGAGGAAGAGGAGGAACUUACUCCAGAAGAAGAUCUGAUUCAAGAAAUCGAGAUACCGGAGAAUCUUCGACCCAGGGAUCACAUUAAUCAACUGCUGAAAUUGGACGAGGAGAACGAGGAGAAAGAGCGGGCUAUACAGAGAGAAGCCGAUAUCAUCCUCAGGGAUCUGAAGAGGCUCUACGAUAACGCUAUUAAGCCGUUAGAGACUAUGUACAAGUACAGAGACUUGAGUAACAGACACUUCGGAGAUCCUGAGAUAUUUUCUAAGCCGCUAGUACUCUUUAUGGGUCCGUGGAGCGGCGGCAAGUCGUCCAUCAUCAAUUACCUGCUCGAUAUGGAAUACAAGCCAAUGUCAUUGAGAACAGGUCGUUUGAGAGAGUGCUUAGAAGAGCAUUGCAAAUCGCCAAAUGGAAAAACUGACACAGGAGCCGAGCCGUCACCAGCAUACUUCAACAUAAUAAUGCAUGGCGAGGAGGAGGAGGUCCUGGAUGGCACCCAGCUAGCUGCUGAUUGGACCUUCUCAGGAUUACAAAAGUUUGGCCAGGGUUUGCUGGAUCGCCUCAAAGGUUUACGACUUAACAACAAAUUGCUGGAGAAGGUGAACAUCGUUGAGAUACCGGGCAUCUUAGAGAUUCGCAAACAGGUUCAACGCUUGUUCCCGUUCAACGAUGCAUGCCAAUGGUUCAUCGAUCGCGCUGACAUAAUAUUUUUGGUCUACGAUCCCGCGAAACUAGACGUCGGACCGGAGACCGAGGCGAUUCUCGAUCAAUUGAAGGGAAGAGAGUAUCAGACUCGCAUCAUCCUCAACAAAGCCGAUCAGGUGAAGCCAGAGGAACUCAUGAGGGUGCAAGGUGCUCUAAUCUGGAACAUAUCGCCGUUGAUGUCGAGCGCGGAGCCGCCGAUAAUGUACUCCACGUCGUUAUGGUCGUUACCCUACGAGGCCGGUGCACCCAUAAGAUUGCUGUACGCUCAGGAACGCGCAUUCCUUCGCGAUCUACGUUCCGCGAUAAACAAGAGGGUUGAACACAAGAUAGCGAGCGCCAGAAGAUUCGCCGUACGAGUGCGCAACCACGCGAAGAUGGUGGACUGCUACUUGACGACGUACUACAAUCACAAGACAUUCUUCGGCAAUAAACGGGAGAUUAGCGACAAGAUCAUCGAGAACCCGCAGGACUACCACAUAUACGAGGGCCUGAGCACUCUCACCAACAUAUCGCGCUACGAUCUGCCCGACCCGGACGUCUAUCGCGAUUUCUUCCGGCUGAAUCCGCUUUACGAUUUCCCGCUGCUCAGCUCCACGUGUACAUACUUCCGCGGCUGCCCAAUCAACAGGCUCGACGUAGCGAUUGCCUAUGAUCUACCUGAGCUAGUGGGCAAGUACAAGAAGUCGGUAGAAGCGGUAUUGCACGAGAGUGAGGGCAACAGCCCGCCGAGUUGAGUGCGAGUUUGCGUUCCGGAACGGAGCUCUUGAUACCACGUGGGGUAUAGACACUGGCGACAGCCUUCGCUAAGCCUUUGCUGAACGGUCAGCCGAAAACUUUGCCGGAAAGCCUUGGUAGCGCGAAGGUUACGGGGAUGGAUCGACAAACGAGCCUGAGGAAGGUGGUACGACGUUUCCACACGAGAAUCUUCACCGAAAAUUCUCCUCCCCCGAAAGUACAGCCAUCGUACUACCCUUGCGUCGUAUUCGAGAUAGCUCCGACAAGAAAGAGGCCGGAUACGCCAAAGAAGGAAGCUGACGAUCGCGGGAGCGGAACGGCAGGAAGUCUCGAGGCAUGAAAGCCGAGGCGUCGUCACCUGCGAGUAGCGCGCGUAACUCCGAGUACUGCAUCCACGGAUCCGGAUAGUUCAGCCUCGUUUCUCGCAAGUGGGCGGAACAUGAUGUGGGAUGCAGUAUCGCGAGUGGCUUUCAGUAGCUACGCCAGCUCGGUUGCAGAGCAAGAUGCGAGUGUUGCCUUGUGUCUGGUAAAACAAUGCGAGUGCUACCAUUCCGAUCCAAAAAAAACGGACAGUGAGAGUUCCCUACGAAUCAAAUGUGUUCAGAUAUCGGUUCCUCUCGACGAAAAUUAGAGGUCUCGGUGUCAUCGCGGUCUAAUCUCACCUUUUUCUGGGUCAUCUUCAAACGGUUCAACUAGAUUUAAUGUUCAAAAUCUUAUUUCAAUUUAGAAUCAAUUUGUCUAAAACAUUUUUCUUUUUCUCAGACUCUUUAGAAUUAAUUCGUUUCUUAAGAAACUUUAAUUCUAAAAUGUUUAAUUUAUUCAUGGAAUAUUACCAUGAAGAAAUUUAUUUUUCUUUACUUGAUUCCAAUAAUUUUCUUGCAAUAAGCUCUUUAAAUGGAAAUGGAUUAGAUUAGACCGUUGCUGUCGCCGAGUCCAGUCCGUUUGUGUCACGACGAAUCGGUUUGUUGAUAGCUUAUCUCGAAAGAAGAUUCUCCAAAAUCGACAUAACGUUGAACAACUACGAUUUCGUUCGUCAAGUUUCUUCAUAUCGGGGACACAUUAAACUAAUCGUACCGAAAUAUUUCCAUUGCGAAAGAGAUAAAGUGAUCUCUUCUUAUGGCUUUUGUGGAAUACACCUUGUAUAAGCUGAUUGUGUUCUUAUUGAAAUGUAAUGAAAUAAUUAAAGAUGAUACCGAUCUCUCUCACGGGUUGCUCGUUUAACGUGCGAGAUAGAUCGUGGAGCUUUUCUGAGAUUCGGACUUUCUUCAAUACAGUUCGCAUUGGGCAAAACGUAUGUUUCUUAUUUAGACACCGAGUCCUCUCAAAAUAGUUACAUUAGACAUUUAAAUCUGUAGUUACCCGACGUCUCUUAGCUUUAUAGAUUAUAAAUAUUUAGAUUU